AUGGAUGCCUUUUCAGGCUAUAAUCAGAUUUUCAUGCAUCCGUCUGAUCAAGAAAAGACAGCCUUCAUCACCGACCGAGGCUUGUAUUGCUACAAGGUCAUGCCAUUCGGUCUGAAGAAUGCCGGUGCAACUUACCAAAGGCUAGUAAACAGGAUGUUUCAAGAACAAAUUGGUAAGAAUAUGGAGGUUUAUGUUGAUGACAUGCUAGUCAAAAGCAAGCUGCAGAUGGACCAUGUUACAGACUUGCAGGAGGCGUUCAAGACAUUGAAGCGCUUUAAGAUGAAAUUAAACCCUACAAAGUGUGCAUUCGGAGUCUCAUCCGGGAAGUUCCUCGGUUAUAUGGUGUCUAGCCGAGGGAUUGAGGCUAAUCCAGAAAAGAUCCAGGCGGUAUUGGAUAUGCAAUCUCCAAAGAAUGUGAAGCAGGUUCAGCAGUUGACAGGGAGAAUCGCAGCCUUGAACAGGUUCAUCUCUCGGUCUACAGAUAAGUGUCUCCCGUUUUUUAAGAUUUUGCGCAAGGCUUUCGAAUGGUCUGAAGAGUGCGAACAGGCAUUCGAACAACUUAAAACGUAUCUGGUUAGUCCACCCCUUCUCAGCCGAGCUGUUCCUGGUGAAACAUUGUAUCUAUACUUGGCAGUAUCACCAACUGCUGUCAGUGCAGCUUUGAUUUGGGAGGAAGAGGGGGUUCAGAAGCCAAUCUACUUCAUCAGCCGAGCGUUGCAUGGCGCCGAGGAAAGAUACGUACAAAUGGAGAAACUCGCUUUCACCUUAGUAAUUGCCUCCAGAAAGCUCCAACUGUACUUCCAAGCUCAUACAAUCAAUGUCCUAACUGAGUAUCCAUUAAAGAAAGUACUUCGGAAGCUGGACUUGUCUGGUCAGCUGGUCAACUGGGCAAUUGAAAUUAGUGAAUUCGACAUUUACUUUAUCUCACGUAAUGCUGUUAAAGGUCAAGCUUUAGCAGACUUUGUGGUAGAAUUCACCAACAUUCAAGACCAGGAGGAUUGGCCGAAAGAGAGAACAUGGGUAAUUUAUGUGGAUGGUUCAUCAACCAAAAGAAACGGCGGAGCUGGGGUCGUAAUGAUCAUGCCGGAUGGAAGAGAGUUGAAAAGCUCAUUAAGGUUAGAAUUCAAAACUACCAACAGCGAAGCCGAGUAUGAAGCUGUAAUAGCUGGCCUCGGUUUAGCUCAAGAGCUAGAGGCAGAGUUUGUGGAAGUUCGGAGUGAUUCACAAGUUAUAGUCGGCCAUAUUCGCGGCGAGUUUGAAGCUAAGGGCACCAAAAUGAAACUCUACUUGUCCAAAAUUCAAGGUAUGCAAAAAUCAUUCAAGAAGUUUUGCAUUGUUAAAAUCCCAAGGGAGGAGAACGAGAAGGCCGACCAUUUGGCCCGUUUAGGCUCUUCAACCGAGUGUGAGGUGGGAGAAUUCGAUCAUAUAAUACAAGUUCAGCAACAGCCUUCCAUUGCUGAGAAGGUUUUUAUUCUAACUAUCGAAGUUAUGCCUGUUUGGGCUGAAGAAAUUGUUGGUUAUCUUGAAAGGGGGAUUCUACCAGGAAAUAAGAGAAAGGCAGUACAGUUAAAACGAAAGGCUGCUCGGUUCGCACUAGUCAAUGGAGCUCUUUUGAAACGAGGUUUUAUGUUACCGCUCCUCAAAUGUAUCUCAAAAGAAGAAGGUGAUUAUGUUCUUCGAGAAAUUCAUGAAGGAAUCUGUGGCAGUCACUCGGGACCCCGUAUUUUAGCACACAAAGCGGUAAGAGCAGGAUUUUUUUGGCCGAGUAUGAACCAGGACUCCAUAAGUAUGGCCAAAACUUGUGACAGUUGCCAGCAUUUUGCCAACAUUAUCAAACAACCCCCUGAAGAACUUAGCUCGGUUUCCUCACCGUGGCCAUUUUCACAAUGGGGAGUGGAUAUAGUAGGGCCAUUACCUACAGGGAAAGGAGGAGUUCGGUUCAUUGUGGUCGCUGUAGACUAUUUCACCAAGUGGGCAGAAGCUGAAGCUCUGGUGAAUAUUACCGCUAAGAACAUCGAGAAAUUUCUUUGGAGAAAUGUUAUUUGUCGAUAUGGGAUUCCUCAUGCCUUUGUCACUGACAAUGGUAAGCAGUUUGACUGUGAAUCCUUUCGGAAUUGGUGUGCCGGACUUCAUGUUCGGCAAUACUUUUCAUCUCUGGGACAUCCUCAAGCAAAUGGACAAGUAGAAGCAAUGAACAAGACCAUAUUCAAGAUUCUGAAGAAGAAGCUCGGUCAGCAUAAGGGAGAAUGGUCAGAAAAUCUUCCCGAAGUUCUAUGGGCAUACCGCACAACCAGAAGGACUCCAACCGAGGAGACUCCUUUCGCCUUAGCCUACGGAACCGAGGCUGUCAUCCCUGCCGAGGUCGGAUCAGGAAGUUUUCGAGUGGACACAUUCAACCCUAAUUUCAACGACGAAGGUCUAAAGUUACAUUUGGACUUACUGCAAGAAAAACAAGAUUAG
Messenger RNA from Corylus avellana, 2460 nucleotides. The record is from RefSeq and is a predicted model, not a curated record. Lineage: Eukaryota; Viridiplantae; Streptophyta; Magnoliopsida; Fagales; Betulaceae.